AUGGCGGCGACGCCGAUGAACCCGCCAUCGCAGAACCAGUUCUUCGGAGCGCUGGCAGUGGCAGCUCUCGUCUUGGUUUGCACUGCGGUGGUCAUGACGGAGAGACCUGUCUGGAUGGUUGGACAGGAACCGCCUCUCGGAAUUCUGCGUCCAUUUACUGCGCCCGCGCCCAGCGAGCCUGUUUACACUGCGGAGCAGCUGAGGGAGAUGGCAACGCAGGGUUUGAGCCCAUCUGCUGCCCAAAAAUCCAUCAAGCUGCAAAGCCUUGCUGAGCACGAAAGUGAUGAGAAAGAGGCGAUUGAGGAAGCUGAGGAGAAGGCAUCUGCCGCUGCCUCGCAGAAGGAAGCCAAGUUCGCGCACGGUGACGAUGAGUACGCGGAAGUAGAGAACGCGCCAGGACCUCUGUACCCCCCUACACAUGGAGGACAAGACUUGGAUGUCCUUCAGUUUGGUGACUACCCCGCGGACUACGGCUCUCACACCUCCGCGCGACUCCAGAAGCAGGACACCAUUGUACCUGUGAACAUGGUGCAAAUGUCGAUGUACCCAGUCAUCGGGCCAGCAGGAAUGCAAGAUGCAGCUGGUAUGAGCGAUCAUGAGACAGGGACACCUGGAAAGCCCAUCACCGCAAACCUCUUGUUCGGCAAGACGUUGCGAACGAAUGGCUUGGGGGAUGGGGUUUACGUUGAAACCGUUGCUGGAGGCUUAGGAGCAAACUCAGAGCCGCCCAUUGACCGCAUGUUCGAUCAAUUAACGUCAGACAAGGGCGAGGAGGACGAUGGAACACUCUCAACAGUGCUUCUCUGGUCGGCAGUGUUGAUGGUGCUCAUUGGAGGCAUCGUUCUGAUAGGAUACAACUUGCUUCCUGCAGGAUCAUUUUCACGUGCUUGGAGGGGGGAUGAUGGUUUAGAUCCCGACAACGUGGAGGCGGGCAAGUGGACAAGAGCGACCUACGACCCUCCCGUUCAAGGCUAUCAGCGCACGGUGAGGUCUGAAAGGCCUCUCGUGCUCUCUGAGAUGCAGACUUUGCUCGCUGGCUGGUGUUGCUUGUCAGAUUCUGCUGGGUUACAAGGCUGA
Guillardia theta CCMP2712 is the source of this 1077-nucleotide messenger RNA. RefSeq lists its product as hypothetical. The transcript is spliced from 10 exons. Bases 1 to 1077 code for a protein of 358 amino acids. The record is from RefSeq and is a predicted model, not a curated record. NCBI's taxonomy places the organism in Eukaryota, Cryptophyceae, Pyrenomonadales, Geminigeraceae.